This is a messenger RNA of Papaver somniferum (opium poppy), 2539 nucleotides long. RefSeq names its product probable acyl-activating enzyme 17, peroxisomal. The transcript is spliced from 15 exons. The record is from RefSeq and is a predicted model, not a curated record. The coding region runs from base 64 to 2304 and encodes 746 amino acids. NCBI's taxonomy places the organism in Eukaryota, Viridiplantae, Streptophyta, Magnoliopsida, Ranunculales, Papaveraceae.
UAGGUAGAAGAGUGAUCACCAGUUUCUUGUGAACAAAAAUUUAUAGCAGUAGAAGAAGUGAAAAUGGUUUACAAAUCUCUUGAUCAAAUCUGUGUAUCAGAUAUCACAGAGCUAGGGAUACCUACUGAUGUUUCAAAACAACUUCACAAACUUCUCUCUGAAAUUCUACUUAAACAUGGAAAAGAUACUGUUCAGACAUGGAAUGAUAUCUCCAAGAAUCUAUUGAACCCUAAUCUUCCUUUCUCUCUUCAUCAAUUGAUGUAUUAUGGUUGUUACAAAGACUUCGGCCCUGAUCCCCCUGCUUGGAUUCCUGACUUACAGGGCGCCAUAUCAACUAAUGUAGGGAAGAUAUUAGAGAGACGGGGAAGAGAAUUUCUUGGUUCAAAAUACAAAAAUCCCAUUUCCAACUUCUCAGAUUUCCAUGAAUUUUCUGUCUCCAAACCAGAGGUUUAUUGGCAAAUGGUACUGGAUGAAAUGAAUAUAUCAUUUUCUGUACCACCUAUUUGUAUUUUCCGCGAGCACCCAACGGAGGAAGGCCGAUUGUCUUACCCUGGAGGUCAAUGGUUACCGGGAGCUUUUUUCAAUUCUGCUGAAAAUUGCUUGGCUUUGAAUGGUAAGAGAUGUUUAGACAAUAUAGCUGUAAUAUGGAGGGAUGAAGGAGAUGACAAUUUGCCUUUGCAUCAAAUGACACUUAAGGAAUUACAAGAGGAGGUUUGUUUGGUCGCAAAUGCAUUAUACACAUUGGGCCUGGACAAAGGAUCUGCCAUUGCAAUUGAUAUGCCAAUGAAUGUUACUGCUGUGAUUAUUUACUUAGCGAUUGUGCUGGCCGGAUUUGUUGUUGUAUCCAUUGCUGAUAGUUUUGCUGCUCGUGAGAUAUCGACGAGGCUAACGUCAUCAAAUGCAAAAGCAAUAUUCACUCAGGAUUUUAUUAUACGUGGAGGAAAAAGUCUUCCGCUGUAUAGUAGAGUUGUUGAUGCUGAAUCACCGUUAGCUAUAGUUGUUCCUUCUAGAGGCUGUAGCAUCUCAGUCGAAUUGCGGGAUGAUGAUUUGGCUUGGCCUACUUUCGUGGAGAGAGCAAAAUAUUCCAAGUAUGUCUCUCAUGAGAGCGGAAAUAUUGGUUUUACUGCUGUCGGGCAACCAAUAGAAGCUUUCUCAAAUAUCCUUUUUUCGUCUGGAACAACAGGGGAACCAAAGGCGAUCCCAUGGACCCAUGCAACUCCCUUGAAGGCGGCUGCUGAUGCCUGGUGUCACAUGGAUGUUCGUAAAGGUGAUGUCGUUGUGUGGCCUACAAAUCUUGGCUGGAUGAUGGGACCUUGGCUAGUUUAUGCGUCUCUCUUGAACGGGGCUUCCAUUGCUCUAUAUAACGGGUCACCCCUUGGUUCUGGAUUUUGCAAGUUUGUACAGGAUGCCAAGGUAACGAUGCUUGGAGUGGUUCCCAGUGUUGUCCGCGCCUGGAAAAAUUCGAACUGCACCUAUGGAUUUGAUUGGUCUGCUAUUCGAUGCUUUAGCUCCACUGGUGAGGCAUCUAACGCCGAUGAAUACCUCUGGCUGAUGGGAAGAGCUCAGUACAAGCCUGUCAUCGAGUAUUGUGGUGGUACUGAGAUUGGUGGUGGAUUUGUUAGUGGAUCAUUGCUGCAACCUCAAUCAUUAGCUGCAUUUAGUACUCCAGCAAUGGGCUGUACACUGUAUAUCCUUGCCGAAGAUGGAAAUCCUAUUAACUACAGAAGUGCUGUUGAUAUUCUUAGCGAACCACAACCACACAAUGCUCCAGGGAUAGGUGAACUGGCCCUUGAUCCAAGAAUGCUAGGCGCUUCAAAUACGCUGCUGAAUGCUCAACACCAUGAUGUCUACUUCAAGGGGAUGCCAAUCGUGAAUGGGAAGGUUCUUCGAAAACAUGGGGAUGAGUUUGAACGUACUUUUGCUGGAUAUUACAAAGCGCAUGGUCGUGCAGAUGAUACAAUGAAUCUUGGGGGCAUUAAGAUAAGUUCAAUUGAGAUUGAGCGGAUCUGUAAUUCAGUUGAUGAUACUAUCCUUGAAACAGCAGCUAUUGGGGUUCCCACUUUUGGAGGCGGCCCUGAAAGAUUGGUUAUUAUUGCAGUCUUCAAGGAUAUAAAAAAUGCUGCGCCAAACUUGAAUCAACUGAGGACUGUAUUUAAUUCUUCGCUGCAACAGAAGUUGAAUCCUUUAUUCAAGGUUUCUUAUGUGAUGCCUAUGGCGGCUCUUCCAAGGACAGCCUCAAAUAAGGUCAUGAGAAGGGUUUUGCGGCAGCAGUUGGUUCAGCACAACCGAGAGGCGAAGUUGUAAUAUUUGUAUUGUGGAUCUAUAGCUACAUGCUUCUGGGAAUAUUACUGCAAAGGUCUGUUUUUGCAGACAAGUUGAAUCAUUUGCCUUACCGAAAUGAACUUGAGGUUCUUUACGUCUUCAGAGAUCAUCUGAAUUCAGAAGGAAUCCUUCAUGUAUCUAGAUCAGUUCCCACAGAUACAUUGACAAUAUAAUCAUAAAAUUACCUUAGUUAAAAAUCUCUUUAUUUUAAACAGCA